ACUGCCAAAAAUGCAUGCAUUCGCACUGAAGGGAGCUUCAAUACACAAGAUGUGGAGUUUUGCUCUCACCCUGAUAGGUUACUUACUGAAAUUAUCAGGCACAACAAGUGGUACACAAAUCAGGGUGGUCAACGGGAACAACGGCUGCUCUGGUAGAGUUGAGGUCUACCAUAAUGGUGAAUGGGGAACCGUUUGUGAUGACUCCUGGGGCCUAGAUGAUGCUCGAGUUGUGUGCAGGCAGCUGGGGUGUGGAAGAGCAGUCUCUGCCCCUGUGGGUGCCUACUUUGGUCAGGGAAGUGGGAAGACUUGGCUGGAUGAUGUUGGGUGCUCUGGUAGUGAGAGCUCUAUAACCGAGUGCAGACACAGGGGGUUUGGAGUAGAAGAUUGCAGUGCCAUUGAAGAUGCAGGUGUAGUGUGUUCAGGUGAUGUACCUGUGCUAAGGGUAGUCAAUGGGGACAAUGGCUGCUCUGGUAGAGUUGAGGUCUACCAUAAUGGUGAAUGGGGAACAGUGUGUGAUGAUUCUUGGGACCUGAGAGAUGCUGACGUGGUAUGCAAGCAGCUGGGGUGUGAAAAAGCGGUCUUUGCCCCUGGGAAUGCCUACUUUGGUCAAGGAAGUGGGAAGACUUGGCUGGAUGGUGUCGGUUGCUCUGGUACAGAGAGCUCUAUAACAGGGUGCCCGCACAAUGGGUUUGGAGUAGAAGAUUGCAGUCCCAGUGAAGAUGCAGCUGUGGUGUGUUCAGUUGGUUCCAACAUCAGGCUUGCCAAUAGCAGUGGCUACUGCUCUGGCAGAGUGGAAGUCUACCAUAAUGGUGCAUGGGGAACAGUGUGUGAUGAUUCCUGGGGCCUAGAUGAUGCUCAAGUUGUGUGCAAGCAGCUGGGGUGUGGAAAAGCAGCCCUUGCCCCUGGGAAUGCCUACUUUGGUCAGGGAAGUGGGAAGACCUGGCUGGAUAAUGUUGGGUGCUUUGGUACAGAGAGCUCUAUAACAGAGUGCUCACACAAUGGGUUUGAAGUAGAAGAUUGCAAGCCCAAUGAAGAUGCAGGUGUGGUGUGUGUAGGAAUUAUGAAGACACCAACUCUUACCCUCCAUACCACAAACACAGCUGUUUUACCUGGGGAGUCAGCAGAGUUCAGAUGUGCCAUAACGUCCCAUAGGCCGAUGACUGCAAACUUCCGACUGUAUAGAAAUGAAAUAUCUACACAGACUGAGACAGCAGAUAAGCAGACGAUCACUUUCAGUCUUCCUAGUUUAUCUUCUUCACACCAAGGCAGCUACACGUGUGAUUACUAUUACCAGAGUACACUCACUGCCAGCUCCAAGAGCAAUGCGAUCACAAUUACAGUUGUUUCACUUUCCAGUCCAAACAUUAUUGCGUCUGCAAGAGGCAUCACCUGGGGUCAAGCAGUUCAGAUGACUUGCUCCAUCUCAACACAGCACUUGGGUGGAGUGUUCACUUUGAACAAAGUCUCAGGAUCAUUGAUAGAAACAAAGAGAACCAGUGUCAACUCUGUCACCUUCACCAUUCCUCAAGCAGACCUCUCUCAUGAAGGCUCAUACUACUGCCAGUAUCAGACAACAGUAUCAAGCCGAACCUUUACUUCCCCACAAAGCAACACCGUCAGCAUUUCUGUAGUAGUGAACCUGCAUCGACCUCGGAUCAACUGCACUGCUGCAGAUGGAGGGCUCUCUUGGGGUCCUCAGGGGCCAGAGAUCACUAAGGGCCACAACUUCUCCAUCGCCUGUUCCACCCAACCACAGUACCCUGGCGGAGUUUUCCAUCUGAGUUUCUCCGGAUCCAACCGCACCAUGUCUCAUCGCACCAUGUCUACCAUGUCUCAGCCUGCCAUCAACCACUCCGCUUCCUUCUAUUUUCCAGCUGCAGAUUAUUCCCACCAGGGUAACUACAGCUGUGUGUAUCAGGUGGACUUAUCGUCUCGUCAGUUCUACUCCACAGAGACAGACAGGCUAACUGUCACCAUCAGAGAGUUUAUGGUCCCAUUCAUUGCUGCUGGAGUGACUGGUGGUGUAGUUUUACUUCUGAUCUUUGCCUUGGUGUGCAUCUUUUUGGCUAAGAAGGGACAGAGCAAAACAAAGGAAGCAUAUUGGAAGGACACUAAAGGAAAGACAAAAAUGAACACCUAUGGGAGCAGUAAAUCAAAACAGAAUGAAGACAAGAAAGGUGAAGAAGAUGAAGAGAUUUACCUAGAUCCGAACGCAGAAGAGGAUGACUAUGAAAAUGUAGAAAUGGAAGACCAGGAUGACUAUGAAAAUGUAGAAGUGGAAGAUCAAGAUGUCCAUGAACAAGGAGAAGUGGAAGACCAGGAUGAUUAUGAAAAUGCAGAGGACUACAUGGGUGUGGAGGAACUUGAUACAGGAUGUCAGGAUGAGGACAUUUAUGCUAACUGUUAACAUUAAAUUAUAUUUGACUUUAUGUGCGGAUAUCGGUGUGCUUAGAGGCGUUCUCCUAGUGGCAAACAUAACAACAAUUAGCUAGUUGCACCUGUAAAAAUGUCAGUUAAAUAAAUGUAAUGUCCUUUGAAAUGUUUUUUUCUUAUCAAAAACGUACACGAUGCCAUAUUUGAUGCACUUUGAGAUAAAGCUGUAGGCAAUACUUAAACUUUUGGGUAAAUGUGUGGUGAUAAUAUAAUAUUUAAAAUGGUAUACUGAAUGUUGUAUUCAACUUUUUGUUCAAGUUUUAAAUUUCUAGAAUGGAGAAUGUAUGGAUUUAUGUACACUCUUAAAAGGAAUGUGUUGUCCCUAUCUGGACACAGAGAUGUGUUAAAAACUACACAAGUUGUGUUGUUUUCAACACAUUUGUUUUAAGAGUGUACAUUUAUUUUGUGUGUGCAAGCAUAUAUAUUUAACAUAUUAUCAUACAAUCCAUUUGCACCAGUGCUUUUUGAGCCUAUAUGUAAGUAACUUCUUUUUUACAGUGUAAUGUCAGCCAAUGUUUUUUUUUUCUGUUGCAAUUCUUGUGGUUAUCACACCAUCCCUCUCCUCUGCUGCAAUCAACAUGUUCUAUAACAUUUAACUUAACAUUAUAUAAAUGUAUUUGCAUUAGUUUCCAUA
Messenger RNA from Alosa alosa (allis shad), 3067 nucleotides. Its product is annotated as deleted in malignant brain tumors 1 protein-like. The record is from RefSeq and is a predicted model, not a curated record. Gene Ontology annotation, cellular component: membrane. NCBI's taxonomy places the organism in Eukaryota, Metazoa, Chordata, Actinopteri, Clupeiformes, Clupeidae.